AUGUCGUGUACACUUCGGUUCCCUUCCGUCAACGAUGAGCCGUCCCCGCAUACCGCAUACCGACUUCUGGAAUUGCCCCCUUCUUUGCUUGCUGAAAUAGAGUCGCGAUCAUCAGAUUUGAAGCUCUGCAUUAAGGGCAACAAGUCGGACGAUGCGGUUCUCUGCACUCCUAACACCACAUAUGCGAUACGGUCAGUAGUUCUGUCAAAUACAGAAGUUGUGGCUACCUCUCCCAGAUGCUCUUCGUCGUGGGGAAUAGAGGCGAACCUUGACCAUACCGAGGUGCCCCCAGAUGGGGAUGUGGUCAUCCGGGAUCAGCUGCGCGAAAUCCUUGAACUCGUGCCAAUUAUGCCUAAAUUGGAACGAAUAGACUCGCUACUGAGGGGGGACGAAGUCUUGUUAGGAACAGAAUUGCUGGACAGGGAUGAGCCGCAGAGUCUCCAGCCAAAGCGGAGGAGGCUCACAUACGAUCGGGCAAAGGGUGUUCUUCGACCACUGUCACUGGGAACACUGUCGGACCUCCUGCAAAAAAUACUUAUUCUCAUUGUGGCUGGUUCCUAUUCUCCUUCUGGUGUUCCCCUCGACCAGCUACUUCAAGAGCUCCAUGAUGAACACGCAAUUAUCCCUGAACUAACAGAUCAAGUCGUGCGAUGGUUUGGGACGGUGUCGCAAGGCUCAAGUGAGAGUUCCUGGCACUGUGACAUAGGCGGAGUUGUGCGACAAAUAGGCCUAGGGCUCCUUAGCCAUCAUAAGGACAUACCGAUAGAGGAACCUGUUUUCGUCGAAAACUGGAAGUCGGUUGUGGGUGAUUCUUUUGAGAAGGAAGUGAAUAUCGCCCAACUGAAGGGGUGGUUCCUCUCUUCAGAUUCAUUACCUGGAGCAACAUCAUCCAUUUCACCGAAGCUGCAAUACUUCCCUUCAUCCGCGCUCCCAUGUGCACCCGCAGCCCGGUUCUCGGAUUUGUUUCUAACACGCCCAAUAUGGAGAUCCGAUGUACUUGAGCCAUACUUGGGUGGUAUCGCUAAAGACGGUAAGGAAAGAGACAAGCUUCUCCUGAAGUUUUGCAGAGUGGUGGUAGAUGAAGAAGGAUGUAAAUGGUACAGUGCGAGAGCAAAGUAUUGA
Cantharellus anzutake is the source of this 1122-nucleotide messenger RNA. RefSeq lists its product as uncharacterized. Gene Ontology annotation, biological process: maintenance of mitotic sister chromatid cohesion; mitotic sister chromatid cohesion. Lineage: Eukaryota; Fungi; Basidiomycota; Agaricomycetes; Cantharellales; Hydnaceae. Bases 1 to 1122 code for a protein of 373 amino acids. The record is from RefSeq and is a predicted model, not a curated record. The transcript has 5 exons. Gene Ontology annotation, cellular component: nucleus; chromosome, centromeric region; chromatin.